GGAGGGCUUUGGGGAGGGGGACACAGCCCACAGGUGCUGCUGGGGGGGUCCCACCUCACUUCUGGGUGGUUUGUUCUUCCCGAGCUGGGCAAAACCGAUUUUUGGACUUUUCCGCCCGAACUCUGCCCCCCUCCUCCGCUCGGGCCAAAGGGAUUUGGGGCCGGUUUUUUUCCCCUUUUCGGAGGGAAAUCGGGUGCGUUUGUGCGCCGCGGCCGGCAGGGGAUGCGCUCGAGCCGGGAAUUCCCGCGGACAUUCCCGCCGACAUUCCCGCGGUCCUGUCCCGGCCCCCGGGGCCCCCGCGGGACCCCAAAAGCGACUGUGGGCAACCCCAGAACCCAGGACUUGGAUCUGUCCCGACCGAUGGGGCCGAGGGGGACAAAGGGGGUGUCAGACAAGUGGGGAAAAACCCCCCUAAAUGCCCGGGGGGGUGUCAGCUCCUCCUGCCCUGCCUGGUUCUGACCCUCCCAUGGCUGCAGCAUUUCUGCCACCCCCCUCCUCGUAAGAUGCUUCUUGGGGAAGCAACACCAAAUAUCACCUGUCACGUUUCAGCCUCACCCCCUAAAAACCUCAAUCAGAGGCUUUUUUGAGGUAAUUUAAUAAAUUUAUUUAAUUAAUUUAAUAAUUUUCCCCGCUGUUCGGCCCAACCCUGCGGGUGUUCCUGCACCUCCAGGUGAGCCCCCUCCUCCUCCUCCUCCUGGCUGGGGACAGGACCCCCAGGCACAGGGGAGGCUGCAGAAUACAGAGAUAUAUUUAAAAAAAACCCCAAAGAAACAUAAAAGGCCCGGUUGGUGCCGUUUCCUGGGGCCGGACGCGCGUUGGUCACGGGGUGAGAAGGUGUCCGAGGCUGGUGUCGCUCUCAGGUCGCACCAACGACCUCCAGAGCCACCAUGGCUGGGGAAAUCGUUUAUGCCGAUCUGAGAAAUCCUGGGAACGGGCCUUCCCCGGCUGAGAGAUGUCCUGCUCCUGCCCCGUGCCCGUGGUGGCACAGAGUGCUCCUGGCAGCCGGGGCGCUGGGGCACCUCGUCCUGCUGGUGCUGGUGGUGGUCCUGAGCGCGAGGGUUUUUCAGGGCUCUCCAGGUCCUGAAAGUGACCCCAGAGUUGAGAUCCAGGCCAGGAACCAGACGGAGCGAUGCAUCUUCCCGUCCCUGGUGCGGUACUUCUGCCAGCCCCAGGGGCAGAGCCCCCCAGCCCCUGCUGGCUGCAAGCUGUGCCCCCAGGACUGGCAGCUCCGUGGGGAGAGAUGCUACUGGCUCUCCAAGGAAUCGGGGAGCUGGACCCAGGGCAGGAAAAGCUGCAAAGAUCAGGGCUCCGAGCUGGUGGUGCUCAAGAACGAGACAGAAAUGGAGAACGUCGAGAGUGUCACAGACGGGAGCCCACGGUCGGUGUGGGUUGGGUUGAGGUCACGGCAGAAGGAGUGGAUGUGGGUGGAUGACACCCCCUACGACCCCCAAAGGUUUGGGGACCUGCCGGAGGUGGAUGAAGGGUGUGGGGCCCUGAAAGGCAAGAGCUUGGAGGUUGAUGGCUGUGCCAGUGACCACACGUGGGUUUGCCAAAAAACCCCUUUCCAGCUCUCCUCGCCCACGGGUGGGAAGCUGGAUGAUGCCUCCACUUGACACACUCAGGCACGGACUUUGUGUGGUACAAAAAAAAAAAUUUAUUACAAUUUUUUCAUGGUUUAUCCACCCCGUUACAUCAGCAGUAAAUUCCUGUUAGUGACUUUUCUCUAUAUCUGCUCUUUAAUUAAGCAUUUACAGAGCAGGAGAAAAAUACUCCCAAGCAAUUUCCCCCACACACACGGAUUUAUCACCGCAUGUGCAUUUAUCUUGCAAGUUCCCCUUGAGUUUCUCCCAGAGUCACACCAUCUCGGUCCCUACACUUAAGUGUUAUUUUUAUGCUUUUAUACUACUGUAGAUGACAGUAAGCCAAGCGGCUCCAUCCCUGCUUUCCUUUGCAACCAAACUGUCCUAAAAUAAACACACACAUUCCAACACCCGUCCCUUCGGUGUCGUCACUGUGAGGACAGUUCUGUGAGGGCCACUCUGUGAGGGAGGUUCUGUGAGGGCGGUUCU
Pipra filicauda (Wire-tailed manakin) is the source of this 2069-nucleotide messenger RNA. RefSeq names its product killer cell lectin-like receptor subfamily B member 1B allele B. The coding region runs from base 888 to 1613 and encodes 241 amino acids. The record is from RefSeq and is a predicted model, not a curated record. Lineage: Eukaryota; Metazoa; Chordata; Aves; Passeriformes; Pipridae. The transcript has 6 exons.